GUAUCACGCGGCUACCAUACGGUCCAUACGCGGUUAAGGAUCAUCACCGUCCCUGGUUAAGGAAGGUUCGAAUCGCUUGAUGACGCGUGUAUCAUAAUCAAAACAGCUCGAUUCAUCUUUCUUCCUCACCCAGCUUUUCCUCAGAUCUCUGUAUCAUUUUCUGUAUUUUGCUACGGUAAUCAGCUCAAUCUUUGACACCCUCUUCCGCCUGAAUUACUCUCUAAUCUCCAUUUCUGCUAGAUUUUCUUAAACUUGUGAUUUAUUAAAGCUAUCAGCUAUGGUUAAGGAGACUGAGUACUAUGACAUACUAGGUGUGAGUAUUGAUGCAACUGCAUCGGAUAUUAAGAAGGCUUACUAUAUCAAGGCAAGGUCUGUUCAUCCAGAUAAGAAUCCAGGGGAUCCAAAGGCUGCUCACAAUUUCCAGGUCCUUGGAGAGGCUUACCAAGUUCUCAGUGAACCUGAAAAGCGAGAGGCCUAUGAUAAAUAUGGAAAAUCCGGAGUACCACAAGACUCAAUGGUUGACCCAUCAGCUGUUUUUGGAAUGUUAUUUGGGAGUGAGUUUUUUGAGGACUAUGUUGGACAACUUGCUUUGGCUUCAUUAGCAACAGUUGAGACUGAUAUUGAUUCACAGUUACCUGCUGAGGUCAAAAGGCAAAAGAUUCAGGAGAAACUUAAGGAACUGCAAGAUGAUAGAAUUAAUAAGUUGACAGCAAAUUUGAAAAUCAGUCUCCAACCAUUUGUUGAAGGACGGGUUGAUGAGUUUGUGGAGUGGGCAAAAUCAGAAUCUCGCCGCCUCUCUGAAGUUGUUUUUGGUGAGGCCAUGCUGCACACAAUUGGUUAUAUCUACACAAGGAAAGCUGCAAAAGAAAUUGGAAAGGACAUAAAGUUUAUGAAGGUGCCAUUUUUGGCAGAAUGGGUACGCGAUAAAGGCCACCAGAUUAAAUCGCAAGUCAUGGCUGCUUCUGGUGCCAUCUCUUUAAUCCAGAUACAAGAGGAACUAAAGAAGUUAAAUGAAGGAGAAAACAGAGAAGAGAAUUUGAAUAAAGUUGUUGAAGAAAAGAAGGAAGCAAUGCUUAAUUCUUUUUGGCAUAUUAAUGUUGUUGACAUUGAGGCAACUUUAUCACGUGUCUGCAAUGCGGUUCUUAGAGACCCCACUGUUUCAAAAGAUGUGCUGAAGCUACGUGCCGAAGGGAUGAAAAAGCUUGGAACGAUUUUCCAAGGAGCGAAGUCUAUUUACAGUAGAGAAAACAGUUUAAGGCAUGAGAGCGACGAAGUUGUUGAUGCUUCAUCAUCAAAGUAAUGUAGAAUGUUGUAUAAUGUAUUGUGUCUGUAGUUGGAUCUCAUCAUUUUCGCAUUGAAUCUUUAUUUAUUUCAUUUCUUUAUGACUAAAGAAGAAAUAAUUGGUUUGAUAUAUGGAUUUAUUUCCUUUUGUUUUAUGAAGAUCUGUGUGAUUUUGGGAUA
Molecule: messenger RNA, 1461 nt
Organism: Impatiens glandulifera
Lineage: Eukaryota; Viridiplantae; Streptophyta; Magnoliopsida; Ericales; Balsaminaceae
Product: chaperone protein dnaJ 10-like
Exons: 10
Coding region: 278-1300 (340 amino acids)
Source: RefSeq, a predicted model, not a curated record